CACAGACAUGAAAAGAUGUGAGACGCCGCAGAUCCUUCACCACCAAAUAAAAUGUUGCGGAGAUCUGAUAGUCCUGAAAACAAAUACAGUGACAGCACAGGUCACAAUAAGGCCAAAAAUGUGCAUAGUCACAGAGUUAGAGAGAGGGAAGGUAGGACCAGUUACUCUCCACAAGAAAAUUCACACAACCAUAGUGCUCUUCAUAGCUCAAAUUCACAUUCUUGUAAUCCAAGCGAUAAUCCAAGCAAGACUUCAGAUGCACCUUAUGAUUCUGCAGAUGACUGGUCUGAGCACAUUAGCUCUUCUGGGAAAAAGUAUUACUACAGUUGCCAAACAGAAGUUUCACACUGGGAAAAACCAAAAGAGUGGCUUGAAAGAGAACAGAGACAAAAAGAAGCAAAUAAGGUGGCAGUUAAUAGCUUCCCAAAAGAUAGGGAUUACAGAAGAGAGGUGAUGCAAGCAACAGCCACUAGUGGGUUUGCCAGUGGAAAAUCUACAGCAGGAGACAAAUCAGUAUCCCAUUCGUGCACAACUCCUUCUACGUCUUCUGCCUCUGGACUGAAUCCCACAUCUGCACCUCCGACAUCUGCUUCUGCAGUCCCUGUCUCUCCUGUCCCACAGUCACCGAUACCUCCACUACUCCAGGACCCAAAUCUUCUCAGACAGUUGCUUCCUGCUUUACAAGCCACACUGCAGCUCAAUAAUUCUAACAUGGACAUAUCCAAAAUAAAUGAAGUUCUUACAGCAGCUGGGACCCCAGCUUCACUGCAGUCUAUAAUUCCUAAGCUUCCUACUGCUGGACCAUCUGCUUUCAACAUAACGUCUCUAAUUUGUCAGGCUGCUCAGCUCUUUACCCAAGCCCAGCCAUCCAAUCAGUCUCCCAUGUCUUUAACAUCUGAUGCCUCAUCCCCAAGAUCUUAUGUAUCUCCAAGAGUCCCUAUCAAACCUUUGAUUAGUACUCCUCCUGUUUCAUCACAGCCAAAGGUUAGUACUCCAGUAGUUAAGCAAGGACCAGUGUCACAGUCGGCCACACAGCAGCCCAUAACUGCUGACAAGCAGCAGGUUCAUGAGCCUGUCUCUCCUCGAAGUCUUCAGCACUCCAGCCAGAGAAGGCCGUCCCUUGGUCCACAUCACACUUCGAGUAGCAAUGCAUCGAAUGCAACAGUUGUACCCCAGAACUCAUCUGUCCGCCCUCCGUGCUCCUUAACACUAGCAGCACAUUUCAAUGAAAAUCUCAUAAAACACGUUCAAGGCUGGCCUGCAGACCAUGCAGAGAAGGAGGCAUCAAGAUUGCGUGAAGAAGCCCAUAACAUGGGAAGUGUUCACAUGUCAGAAAUUUGUACCGAAUUAAAAAAUUUAAGAUCUUUAGUCCGAGUAUGUGAAAUUCAAGCAACUUUACAAGAGCAAAGGAUACUGUUUCUGAGACAACAAAUUAAGGAACUUGAAAAGCUAAAAAAUCAGAAUUCCUUUAUGGUGUGAAGAUGUGAAUAAUCACAUAUUGGUUUUGCAUACAGGAACUAUAAAUCUGUUGCCCAGUCUUAACAUUUUUGAGCUGCAUUUAAGUAGACUUUGGACCGUUAAGCUGGACAGAGAAAAUGACAAGGGGAUGAUAGGGUCUGUGACAGUUGAUUCAGGGGAAAGAUACAGAUUGAUCUGUAAAACCCUUGAAAUGUAGAUUUCUUGUAGAUGUAUUCUUCACGUUGUAAAUAUGUUUUGUAGAGUGAAGCCAUGGGAAGCCAUGUGUAACAGAGCUUAGACAUCCAAAACUAAUCAGUGCUGAGGUGGCUAAGUACCUAGCCUUUUACAUGUAAAACUGUCUGCAAAAUUAGCUUUUUUAAAAAAAAA
Fukomys damarensis (Damara mole-rat) is the source of this 1845-nucleotide messenger RNA. RefSeq names its product WW domain-containing adapter protein with coiled-coil-like. Gene Ontology annotation, biological process: positive regulation of TORC1 signaling; regulation of autophagy. NCBI's taxonomy places the organism in Eukaryota, Metazoa, Chordata, Mammalia, Rodentia, Bathyergidae. The record is from RefSeq and is a predicted model, not a curated record. Gene Ontology annotation, molecular function: chromatin binding; RNA polymerase II complex binding. Gene Ontology annotation, cellular component: nucleus.